GAGGCGACCCCGCCCUCCGCGGUCCCCGGCCGCCUCCUCGCCCGGCCGCGCCGUAGGGUGCCCAGAGGGGUGGCGGACGGAGCAGUUUCGCUCUCGGCUCAGUCGGAGGAGUGUCUCCGAGAGCGGCGGGCCCAGGAGGCAGCCGGCUCCUCAGCUCUGGGAUCCACCCCGCUAGAAGAGUGGCGGAGGGACUACUUUUUGGGUCGGAAGGCAACGCGUCUCCUGUUUCCGGGGGAGGGCUCAAAGAAGGACGCGUAACUUCCUGCGAGCUGGAACGCGAGAGAGUGGGGCUCGGCGCGGGGGGAGGCAGCCCCGGAGGACGGGACAGCAAUACUCGGUAGGGGCUGUCCUGGCCGCCCCGCCGUCCUCAUCCGGCAGCCGUCCUGCCCGGCAGCCAGCGUCGGAGGAUGCGCCUCGGCCACCGGCCCAGCCCCGCCGGCCGUCCCUGAGGGCCCCCCGGCCGCACCUCUCCGCCUUGCCCCGCCGCGGCCCUCGGUGCGCUCCCCCCGUCGGCGGCGCCCUUCCCCUGCGGCCAUGUCGGGGGGCGGUGGGUCGCGCUAUGCGGCCGAGUUCGUGCCCCCGCCCGAGUGCCCCGUGUUUGAGCCCAGCUGGGAGGAGUUCAGCGACCCGCUCGGCUUCAUCGGCCGCAUCCGCGGCCUGGCCGAAAAAACCGGUAUCUGCAAGAUUCGGCCCCCCAAGGACUGGCAGCCUCCAUUUGCAUGUGAAGUACAAAGUUUUCGUUUCACUCCACGAAUUCAGCGCCUGAAUGAACUGGAGGCAAUGACGAGAGUGAAGCUGGACUUCUUGGAUCAGUUAGCAAAAUUUUGGGAACUCCAAGGAUCCAAUUUAAAAAUCCCUGUGGUAGAGAGGAAAAUACUGGAUCUUUAUGCCCUGAGCAAGAUUGUUGCCAGCAAAGGAGGCUUUGAAGUUGUCACUAAAGAGAAGAAGUGGUCUAAAGUGGCAAGUCGGCUUGGCUACCUGCCAGGAAAAGGCACAGGGUCGUUACUCAAGUCUCAUUAUGAACGAAUCUUAUACCCCUAUGAACUCUUCCAAUCUGGGGUCAGCCUUAUGGGCAUCCAAAAGGCAAACUUGGACCUUAAGGAAAAAGUGGAGGCUGAGGACAUCAGCUCAGAUGCCCAGGCUUCCCCAAAGCAGGCUUCAAGGAUGAAUGUUGUGCUGAAGAGAACCAGGCGUGUCAAAUCCCAGGCGGAGACAGGAGAAAUGAGUAGAAAUACUGAACUAAAGAAGCUGCAGAUAUUUGGAGCUGGACCCAAGAUGAUGGGACUGGCAUUGGGAGCAAAGGAUAAAGAGGAUGAGGUGACACGAAGACGCAAGGGAACCAGAUCAGAAGCAUUUGGAAUGCAGAUGAGGCAACGCAAAGGAACUCUUUCUGUCAACUUUGUUGAUCUGUAUGUUUGCUUAUUCUGUGGCAGAGGAAAUAAUGAGGACAAACUGCUACUGUGUGAUGGAUGUGAUGACAGCUAUCACACUUUUUGCUUGAUUCCUCCUCUACCUGAUGUACCCAAGGGUGACUGGAGGUGUCCAAAGUGUGUUGCCGAGGAAUGCAACAAACCCCGUGAGGCCUUUGGAUUUGAACAAGCUGUCAGGGAAUAUACUCUCCAGAGCUUUGGUGAAAUGGCUGAUAACUUCAAGUCUGAUUAUUUCAACAUGCCGGUCCAUAUGGUUCCCACUGAACUUGUGGAAAAAGAAUUCUGGCGAUUGGUGAGCAGCAUAGAAGAAGAUGUCAUUGUGGAAUAUGGGGCUGAUAUCUCAUCCAAGGACUUUGGAAGUGGAUUCCCAGUGAAGGAUGGCCGACGAAAGCUGAUGCCGGAGGAGGAGGAUUAUGCGCUGUCUGGUUGGAACUUGAAUAAUAUGCCAAUUCUAGAACAAUCAGUCCUUGCUCACAUCAAUGCAGAUAUCUCUGGCAUGAAGGUACCUUGGCUGUACGUAGGGAUGUGCUUCUCCUCAUUUUGCUGGCAUAUUGAAGAUCACUGGAGCUAUUCCAUCAACUACUUGCAUUGGGGAGAGCCAAAGACAUGGUAUGGUGUGCCCUCUCAUGCAGCAGAGCAGCUAGAAGAUGUGAUGAAGGAAUUGGCUCCUGAGCUAUUUGAAUCCCAGCCUGAUCUCCUGCAUCAGCUGGUCACUAUUAUGAACCCAAAUGUACUGAUGGAACAUGGUGUACCAGUAUACAGGACCAAUCAGUGUGCUGGCGAGUUUGUUGUGACCUUUCCUCGUGCCUAUCACUCUGGAUUUAACCAGGGAUAUAACUUUGCUGAAGCUGUGAACUUCUGCACUGCUGACUGGCUUCCCAUUGGGCGUCAGUGUGUGAGUCAUUACCGAAGGCUAGGACGUCAUUGUGUUUUUUCCCAUGAAGAGCUGAUCUUCAAGAUGGCUGCAGAUCCAGAGUGCUUGGAUGUUGGGCUGGCUGCCAUGGUCUGCAAGGAGAUGACUCUAAUGAUAGAGGAAGAGACACGGUUAAGGGAGUCUGUUGUACAGAUGGGUGUGUUGAUGUCUGAAGAAGAGGUGUUUGAACUGGUUCCAGAUGAUGAGCGUCAGUGCACAGCUUGCAGAACCACAUGCUUCUUGUCAGCUCUUACAUGUUCCUGUAAUCCUGAGCGUCUGGUAUGCUUAUACCAUCCGUCUGAUUUAUGUCCAUGUCCCAUGCAGAAGAAGUGUCUAAGGUACCGUUACCCACUAGAAGACCUUCCUUCUUUGCUGUAUGGAGUGAAAGUUAGAGCACAGUCUUAUGACACCUGGGUCAGUAGAGUUACAGAAGCUCUGUCUGCCAGUCUCAACCACAAGAAAGAUGUGAUUGAGCUGAGAGUAAUGUUGGAGGAUGCUGAAGACAGGAAAUAUCCAGAGAAUGAUCUUUUCCGCAGGCUCAGAGAUGCUGUGAAAGAAGCAGAGACCUGUGCUUCAGUAGCACAGCUGCUUCUGAGCAAAAAGCAAAAACACAGCAGACAGAGCCAAGAUAGUGGAAGGACACGGACCAAGCUAACUAUGGAGGAGCUUAAAGCUUUUGUACAACAGUUGUUCAGCUUGCCCUGUGUUAUCAGCCAAGCCCGACAAGUGAAGAAUCUGCUUGAUGAUGUAGAAGAAUUUCAUGAGCGUGCUCAAGAAGCUAUGAUGGAUGAGAUCCCAGACUCUUCCAAGCUGCAAGAGUUGAUAGACCUGGGCUCUGGCCUUUAUGUAGAACUUCCUGAAUUGCCAAGGCUGAAGCAAGAACUGCAACAGGCACGGUGGCUGGAUGAGGUGAGAUCCACCCUCUUGGAUCCCCAGAGGGUCACCCUAGAUGUGAUGAAGAAGCUGAUUGACUCAGGUGUGGGCUUGGCACCGCACCAUGCUGUAGAGAAAGCUAUGGCUGAGUUGCAGGAGCUGCUAACAGUCUCGGAGAGGUGGGAGGAGAAGGCCAAAGUCUGCCUGCAGGCCAGGCCGCGCCAAAGUGUGGUUGCUCUGGAGGGCAUUGUGAAUGAAGCAAAGAACAUCCCUGCUUACCUGCCCAAUGUGCUGGCACUGAAAGAAGCCCUGCAGCGGGCUAGAGACUGGACAGCUAAAGUGGAGGCCAUUCAGAAUGGGAGCAACUAUGCCUACCUGGAGCAACUGGAGAGCUUGUCUGCAAAAGGCCGCCCAAUACCAGUGCGUCUUGAUGCCCUGCCACAGCUGGAAUCACAGGUAGCUGCAGCACGUGCCUGGCGGGAGCGCACAGGAAGGACCUUUCUGAAGAAGAACUCAAGCUACAGCCUGUUACAGGUUCUGAGCCCUCGGACUGAUAUUGGUGUUUAUGGGAGCAGUAAGAACAGACGGAAGAGGGCAAAGGAGUUGAUGGAGAAGGAAAAGGAGAAAGAUCUUGACUUGGAAUCCCUAAGUGAAUUGGAGGAUGGGCUGGAGGAGGCCAGGGAUACCGCAGCUGUGGUGGCCGUAUUCAAGGAACGGGAACAGAAGGAGAUUGAAGCUAUGCAUGCUCUCCGGGCAGCUAACCUGGCCAAGAUGACUAUGGUGGAUCGAAUUGAAGAAGUCAAAUUCUGCAUCUGCCGCAAAACAGCUAGUGGAUUCAUGCUACAGUGUGAGCUGUGCAAAGACUGGUUUCAUAGUGGCUGUGUGCCCCUUCCAAAAACAAGUUCUCAGAAGAAGGGCUCUAGUUGGCAGGCCAAAGAAGUGAAGUUUCUGUGUCCACUUUGCAUGCGUUCUCGAAGGCCAAGACUUGAGACAAUACUGUCUCUGCUGGUGUCCCUGCAGAAGCUGCCCGUACGGCUGCCGGAAGGGGAGGCAUUGCAGUGCUUGACAGAACGUGCCAUGAGUUGGCAGGACAGAGCACGGCAGGCUUUGGCCACUGAUGAGUUGUCCUCUGCUUUGGCUAAGCUUUCUGUGCUCAGCCAGCGAAUGGUGGAGCAGGCAGCACGGGAGAAAACAGAGAAAAUAAUCAGUGCAGAGCUACAGAAAGCAGCAGCUAACCCAGAUUUGCAGGGACACUUGACUAGUUUCCAGCAAUCAGCCUUUAACAGAGUGAUAGGGAGUGUCUCCUCAUCCCCACGGCAGACUUUGGAUUAUGAUGAUGAAGAGACAGACUCUGAUGAAGACAUCAGGGAGACAUAUGGCUAUGACAUAAAGGACAAUGCCAGUGUAAAAUCUUCUAGCAGCUUGGAGCCCAAUUUGUUUUGUGAUGAGGAAAUCCCCAUUAAAUCGGAGGAAGUGGUGACGCACAUGUGGACGGCUCCCUCAUUCUGUGCCGAACAUGCAUAUUCAUCUGCUUCUAAAAGUUGCUCUCAAGGUUCUAGCACUCCAAGGAAGCAGCCUCGGAAGAGUCCACUGGUACCUCGCAGUUUGGAGCCCCCUGUAUUGGAGCUGUCACCUGGAGCGAAAGCUCAGCUAGAAGAUCUAAUGAUGGUAGGAGAUCUACUAGAGGUAUCACUGGAUGAGACUCAGCAUAUCUGGCGGAUUUUACAGGCUACUCAUCCACCCUCUGAGGACAGGUUCCUUCAUGUCAUGGAGGAUGACAGCAUGGAUGAGAAACCACUGAAAAUGAGAGGGAGAGACUCUUCUGAGAGGAAGCGGAAACGAAAGCUGGAGAGAGCAGAGCAGUUCUUUGGAGAUAUGAAGCAAAAAUCUAAAGAGCUGAAGAAACUUGAAAAACCCAAGAAGAAGAAGCUAAAACUCACCAUGGAUAAGACAAAGGAGCUGAACAAGCUGGCAAAGAAGCUGGCUAAGGAAGAGGAGCGGAAGAAGAAGAGAGAGAAGGCAGUUGUUGCAAAGGUGGAACUAGCAAAAGAGAGCACAGAGAAAAAAAGAGAGAAGAAGGUUCUAGAUAUUCCUUCCAAGUAUGACUGGUCAGGAGCAGAAGAGUCAGAUGAUGAGAACGCUGUGUGUGCUGCACAGAACUGCCAGAGGCCCUGCAAGGACAAAGUAGACUGGGUGCAGUGUGAUGGUGGCUGCGAUGAGUGGUUUCAUCAAGUUUGUGUUGGUGUCUCUCCAGAAAUGGCUGAGAACGAGGAUUACAUCUGUAUAAACUGUGCAAAGAAGCCAAUGCAGGGACCAAGUAGCCCUGCUCAUGCACCACCACCUCCUUUCUUACUGAGCUACAAACUACCAAUGGAAGAUCUUAAGGAGGCAAGUUAGCAGCUACUCGAUGCCUGGAACUUGUUGGGAAAUGGACCACUGAAUCCCUACAGAAAGAAAGGGUUUGAAGCUAAUGUAGCCACUGAGCUUCACUUCCAGGGAUGUACAGACCUGCAGCAGAGUUGGUCCCUUCCUUACAGCUGGCUUCCUUCAUAAAACGGGGAUGUCAAGGCACAGUGGUACUGACUCAUCUAUGCAGACACCACCUGAUUAGGAGCUCCAGCCAGUGUUUUUUGACUUGAGUAUUUCCAUCUUUGAGUGUGGCUUUUGCUCUUAGAGACUGAGCAAACCCGAGGCUGUUAGAUUAGACACUUCAGGGUGUUAGAAGUAUAUGUUGGCAGUGGAGCUGGCCUGGAAUUGGUGGGUGUAGGCUGGAGCUUUUAGGCCCACCAGGUUACCCUAAGGAGGUAACUUAGGAAAGUUCUUUUGCCUCCCCAUGCCAACCCAGUGAGUAGGGCAGUGUCUUGGGAGAGGUAGGUUGCCUCCAUAUCCAGGCAGCUAACACUACAUUAUAAGGAUGGGAGCAAGUGGAUGAAUUUUUUUUAAGUUCUCUUUUGUAGCUAAAGGGCAGAGGAGCUCAUGAUCUCAGAAAUCAGCAAAGGUUCUGUUUACCAAAAAAAAGAAACCCAACUCUACUCCACUAAGCAAAAUUUUCCUUAGUGGGGAGCAUCUGAUCUUCCUGUCCUGAGGAGGGCCAGAAAUCAUUGAUAAUGUCUAGCUAAAUCAGAGCUUGGAAAGAGCAGAGUGCUUCCCUUCCCACAGGGGUGCCCUCUCCUGUUCUAGGCUUUGCAUAGAGUUAUGCACUCCUGCACAUUAAAGUUGUCUCACGCAGGAUGGAGCUGGCAAGGAGGUACAGCGCGCAGGGCACCUGCUUCUGUGAUCUGUACUGAGGGAUGGGAAGAAAAGAAGACAGCCCACUUACCUCAGAGGUUACACUGACAUGUGCUUCUGUGAAAAGUUUCACUCACAACUGUUUCCAGUAUCACCAGGCUACGGGCAUGGCCUCAAGCAAUACCAGCAAGCAGUCUGCAGAUACUGUUCGCAGCGCAAAUCCCCCUCCCUGCUGGCUUUGCUGGAUGUGUACCAGUGUACAAUCAGCAACAGUUCUUGUUUGAAGUUGCCCCUGGCUUUGCCAGAGGACCAGAGGGCUUGGGGUCAUCCUGGGUGACAGUUGUUUUAGUAAAUCCAUUUUUAAAGAAGGACUUGUUUUUACUUUUUUCUAAAUGUCUCAGACUACUGACUUGUUCUAUAAAUAGAUUAUUUUUCUUUGAUUUUUUUAUACUUACCACUGUUAACCAGCAGCACAGACAGAGGUUCACAAAGCAAAAACCUGCCCCUGGGCUUGGGUUUUUUUACUCCAUUCCUUCCUUGUAGUACAAGGAAUUAGCAGUUACCUUCCCCAUUCUAGCUUGACCAGCUGCCUGUGUUUAAAUAGGUAAAUACAUUUCAUGUGCUACCUUUGUGUUUGGGUUUGUUCCUAUUAGUGGGGCAUCUGGGCCUUAACAACUCCAGUGGAUGCUGGCUUUGUGUAUGUGAAUGUCUGAAGCCAGCCGCUGGGCUGUCUUGUCCCCCUCUCCACUCGCUCCCUAUUGUGUUUCCAUUCUUCUGCAGUUCUAGGAGUGUUGUAAGUAGUGUCCAGUCUUACUAGGAGCUGGAUUGGGAUUUAAAGAAAUAUUGACAAAAACAAGUGUUCUGUCUUGACUGUUCUGACUGUUCUGUGUCCCUUCUCUUGUUCUCUAAUAUUUGGAAGUUUAUUUAUCUGGCAGAAUUAUCCAUCCAAAAAAAAAAUCCAGCUCAGGUAGACAAACUUUAUUGGUUUCUUUUAUUUGUGCCUGCUACCUGGGAAGAGGAAGAUGUGUAAAAAGGAAAAUAACUAAGAUGGAAGGCAGAAGACAACAGGGUCUUAGGAGCUUUGAGUGCAAAUUUGGCACAGACUUCUAAUUCCUGCUCCUUGAAGGCUAAUGUGAUGUUAAAAGUGAAAACAAGCAGUGAUUAAGCAUGUGGCUGAAUGGGCACCCUAGCGAACUCAAGAGUAUUAUUUGUUUACUUAUUUAUGAAGGAGUCUAUGCUAUAGCUAGACAUACCCUCUUUUUGCUUCCAGUUACUUUUUUUUUCUUCUCAAUGUAUGCUUAGUUUUGGUAAACUGAUUUAAACAGAUGUUACUUUCCUUCAAGCUUUAACUGAUGGUACUACAUAAAUGUUUCCCUAUAUGGAGUGGAUAGACUAUCUGUCACAGAUGUUUAAUCGUUCCAGAAGUAGACUAGUACAAGAUUUCUUAAAGAAUCCCAGUGUUCUGUAUUCUUUCCUGACUCCUAGAAUCCAUGACACAACAGGGAAAAUAUGGUUAGCAUAUCCUGUUAGCCACUGAGCAUACCCUCUUAACCAUUCCUACAUUUUCUGUCGUGAUAAAGUCAUUGUUACAUGUAAUUACCAUCAACUGGAAAAGAGAUCCUUUAGUAAAUCUGCAUUGAGUGUUCCUGUUC
Molecule: messenger RNA, 8096 nt
Organism: Falco peregrinus (peregrine falcon)
Lineage: Eukaryota; Metazoa; Chordata; Aves; Falconiformes; Falconidae
Gene: KDM5A
Product: lysine demethylase 5A
Biological process (GO): chromatin remodeling
Cellular component (GO): nucleus
Molecular function (GO): DNA binding; histone demethylase activity
Source: RefSeq, a predicted model, not a curated record